AUGUUCUUUCAACUCAGUUUAUCCCUCCUCUUUUUCCCAAUACCCUUCACUUCGAAGAUUCUCCCCGCGCCCCUCCCGCCCUUCUCCUCCCCAUCCCAUAUUGCUACACUGGCAGCCCUCGCCUUCCCCCUCCCAGGCCCCCAGGAGCACAGCCCCCACUCUCUCAUCCCCUCAUCCACAACCCGAUCAACCCCCCUCUCCUCUCCCCCUGUCCCCCACUCCCUCAGUCGAGCCACCUACGCACGCCCACAUCCGCCCCCUGCCAACACUCGCCCCUUUCUCACACUCCCUUCCCCCUCACCAACCCCCUCCCACGUUGCUGCACUGGCAGCCCUCGCCACCCCCCCAGCCCCCCGGCAGCACAGCCCCGCCGCCCUCAUCGUCGUCGCUGCUGUCCCUGGCGACCUACACGGACACACGGCAGGGGCGCCGCCACCCCAGUCUGACGUGGCGGCAGCGCGGGAGCUGUUCGGCGUGUCGUUUGCUGACGUGGCGGGGCGGCACUUCCUGGUGCUGCGGCAGGAGCGCGUGGUGGUGGAGGCGGAGAGCAGCGUGCAGACGCUCAUGGAGACCCUUCAGCUCUACCGCCACCGCCUAUCUAUAGUCUAUGAGGGCUUCGAGUAUCUGAUAGGGGACUUCGCCAUGCGCCUGGGCCGCGCCAUUCUCUCCACCAAUGAGGCGUUGCGAGGCAUCGUGGUGGAGAUCGAGUACCUGCCAACCUCCUCCCUCCCCGACGCGCGCCCCCUGCUGCUGGACUUCCUGGCCAUGUGGCACGACCUGGUGGCAGCGCAGGGGCUGGUGGGGCGCUUUGUGCCGCUCGACCCGGCCUUCUCCGACUACUCACUGGGCGACACCUUCUCUUUGCCCCACAGCGCGCUGCAGUUCGUGCUCGUGUCAGCGCACCUCAUGGCUGCCCGGGCAUAA
This is a messenger RNA of Closterium sp. Naga37s-1, 924 nucleotides long. The record is from the annotation of a GenBank genome assembly. Lineage: Eukaryota; Viridiplantae; Streptophyta; Zygnematophyceae; Desmidiales; Closteriaceae.